AUGGCCGAAGACUACCAAUUUCCGUGCUGCGAUGAAGGGAGCGACUUUGAUUCCUGUGUCCGCUGUAACAAAUGUGAGGCGUGGUACCAUUUCUGCUGCGUCAACAUCGAUGAAGAGGACGUGGAGGGAAUGCUUUGGUAUUGUAAUAAAUGUAUUUGCUUGGAACCAUCCCUUCUGGAAUCCUUUGGAGCAGUUGGACAAACUGCAACUCGUCGGCAGCCACAUAGGGCAGCCAAAAAGAAAGGUAGUAAAGAGCCUGCAGUCGGUCCAGGUUCUAGAAGUAGCUUGUUGUCAAAUGCAGUAUCAAAUAGCGGUCCCGGUACAAUUGAAGCGCGAAGUGAGACUAAAAUAAGGAAAAGUGGAAGUGAGACAUCAAAAAGAUCAGUGCGUGAGGCAGCUAAGCGAGAACUGCAACGAAUGCAUGAAAUAAGUAUGAAGAAAAUGGAAGAAGAAGAAAUCGAGAGAAAGUUGUUGGAACAUAAACUUAAAACAGUUCAACGCGAACGAGAAGAGAUGGAAUCUAGGCACGAACAGGAGAGGCUUGCUGAAGAAGUCAGCGAUUCAAGUGAAGAUAAUUCGGGCGAAGGAGAGGCAGAUGCUUUUCUCGAGAAGGUUGAAGCAUGGAAUGCAGAUCAGAAAAAUCAACAUUUAGAAGAUCCGUUGCGAGAAACCUUGGAGAUACCUGCUCAAGUGAAACAAUCGACCAUGAAUCGAGACGAAAACAAGCAGCGGUCGUCAGGAGCUAAACCAAAGUCGAACUUUGGUCGUCGUGAAGUGCUUCCAGCCAACAUAAGCAGCAUAGGGAGUGAUUUCGAGGCUCCAUGUGGUGUAAUGAGGAGAGGUUUACAAGGAAUUCGAAAAGAACCAACACAUCUACAGAUAGCUGCCCGACAAGUGUAUCCUAAAACCUUGCCCAAGUUUUCAGGAAGACCAGAAGAGUGGCCGAUAUUUAUUAGUGCAUUUGAACAAGCUAAUGAAUCUUGUGGAUUCACUGAUGCAGAGAAUUUGGUGAGGCUUCAAGAAGCAUUGUUGGGGAAAGCACUGGAAACUGUGCGCAACCGUCUGCUGCUUCCAGGAAACGUUCCUAAAAUCAUCGAGAAGCUCCGCAAAAGGUUUGGAAAUCCUGAAAUCCUAUCCACUAUGCUAGCAUACCGAAUAGAACGUCUUGCAGGACCCAGUUCAGAAGAUCUUGAAUCGUUGAUCGAAUUCGGCAGUGCUGUGGAAGAGUUUACCGAACACGUGAAAGCGGCGAAACUUUUCGAUCAUCUCAAAAAUCCAAUCCUUAUGCAAAGUCUUGUACAAAAACUCCCUUCGUGUUACGUUAUGGAGUGGGUUGAGUUUAAACGUCGCUGGUCUGUGGUUGAUUUGGAAACAUUUGGAAAUUUUAUGGAGGAAUUAGUCGAUAAAGCGUUGAAAGGAACGUUUGAGCAAUUUAGUGCGGACGACAUAAUGAAAGGCAAGAAGAAGGAGAAGCUUGGAACGAAAGGAUUUGUCAAUUCUACAGACGGCGAGACACUAAAUCAAUGUUGUAUGUGUACCCAAAAGGAAUCGGCGACAGAUAUACAAAAACCCCAACAAGCUGGCGGAGUCAUUCGUUCAGUGACAAACGAUCGCAGCUGUUCAGUUUGUAGGAAACCCGGUCACUUUGGAAGAAACUGCAACGAGUUUUUAAAGUUGAACAUAGAAGAAAGAUGGAGGACUACGAAUCGAUUACAAUUAUGCCCAUUAUGCAUCUUCAAUCACGGUGGAAAGGAGUGUUAUUCGAAACGAAGAUGUAAUGUUAACCAGUGUCAAAAAAGACAUCACCCAAUGUUACACUGGGAGGAAACUACGGGAUCAUAUACCAUCAGAAAUUGCAACAACCAUCAUCGCUCAGAUCAUUCUGUUCUCUUUCGGAUUAUGCCUGUUACUCUAUAUAGUUCGGAGAAGCAAGUCCAUGCACUAGCUCUUAUCGACGAGGGUUCUUCUGUUACCUUGAUAGAUAAUGAUUUAGCAAAUCAGUUGGGAGCAGAAGGAGAACGAGAACCAUUACAAAUGUCGUGGGCCAAUGGAAUUAAUUCAACUGAGAACGAAUCGUUGAAGUUAAAUCUUAAGAUUUCUGGUAGAGGAAGUACCCAUAAGUAUAAUUUGCUUGAUGCCAGAACGGUUAAAAAUCUGGAUUUACCCAUGCAAGAGCUUAGCAAAUCUGAGUUGGAAAGGAAGUACAAACAUAUCCAAGAUGUCACAAUUCCAUCCUACAGCGUUUCUGCUCCAAAGCUUUUGAUCGGCAUCAACAAUAUCCAUUUGAUUGCCCCUCUCCAAUCACGUGUAGGUGAACUUGGCGAACCCAUAGCAGUUCAGUGCAAGCUUGGUUGGACACUGUAUGGACCAAGGCCUCGAGUUGUAUCAAAUGUAUUUUUCAUAGGGCACCAUCGUUGUAACUGUGAUAAGUGUUGCAAGACAGAUCGUGAAAUGAACGACGCUUUGAAACAAUUCUUCCAGCUCGAAGCUGUUGUUGUAUCCCCUGUUCCUCUGGAAUCGAAAGAAGAUCAACGAGCGCGAGAGAUUCUGCACAAAACGACUAGAAGAGUAGAUGAGCAUUUCGAGACAGGUCUUCUGUGGAAAGAAGAUGAAAUAUCUUUUCCAGAAAGUUACAAGAUGGCCGUGAACCGAAUGCAUAGUUUCGAAGCUCGUAUGAAUCGAAAUCUGGGAGUAAAAGAAGCGAUCGAGCAACAGAUAGAGGAGUAUAUAGCCAGAGGUUACGCGCAUCGCAUAACACCAAGAGAGCUCAAAGAGACGAUGCCGGAAAAAAUUUGGUAUUUGCCGCUCAACUACGUGACUCACCCUAAGAAACCUGAAAAGAUUCGACUUAUAUGGGAUGCUGCAGCUAAGGUGAAAGGAGUGUCUUUGAACGAUAAACUCCUCAAAGGACCCGAUAUGAUCACUUCAUUACCAGCUGUGAUCAAUGGAUUUCGUGAGAGGAAAAUUGCUUUCGGCGGUGACAUACGGCAAAUGUUUCACCAGAUCCAGAUCCGUGCAGAAGAUCGACAAGCCCAACGCUUCCUUUACCGAUCGAAUACAUAUGAAGAACCGCAGAUUUAUGUUAUGGAUGUCGUUACGUUUGGAGCUAGAUGCUCCCCUUGUAUUUCGCAGUUUGUGAAGAACCUAAAUGCUCGCGAGCAUGAGAGUGAAAGUCCCGAAGUGGUAGAGGCUAUCGUAAAAAAACAUUUCGUCGAUGACUAUUUCGACAGUGCAGAUACGGAGGAAGAAGCUGUAAAAAGAGCAGUCAGUGUCAAAUCAAUUCACGCUGCUGGUGGAUUUGAGAUAAGAAAUUGGGUCAGGUCAUGUGGACUGAUUCACGCGCUGUUUAUUCAUGGGUCAGAUCCGAUCGAAAAAAGUACAAAGAAUUUGUUGCUCAUCGUGUUGGACAAAUAUUAUCUAUCACUAAUCCAGAAGACUGGCGUUGGGUGCCAACAAGAAGUAAUCCAGCCGAUGAUGUUACGAAGUGGGGAAAAGCAACUGAAGUCCACUCAUGCAGUCGAUGGUUUAAAGGACCAGACUUUUUGUACGAAGCGGAAGAGUCUUGGCCCGAACAAUGCCACACCCUGA
Uranotaenia lowii is the source of this 3588-nucleotide messenger RNA. RefSeq lists its product as uncharacterized. The coding region runs from base 1 to 3588 and encodes 1195 amino acids. Lineage: Eukaryota; Metazoa; Arthropoda; Insecta; Diptera; Culicidae. The transcript has 3 exons. The record is from RefSeq and is a predicted model, not a curated record.